AUGUCCGCCGUUAUUAGCCUAGUGAUGUUGCUCUCCGCCCUCGUUGCCGGGGAGAAUUGUUCUACGCCACCCAUCUUCGUGGAUUUUCACAGCAGAGCGGUCGACGGCGGCAUCACGUUCCAAUAUGGUCUCUUCACAGGCAUCGGCAGCCCGACGUCACAGAAUCUAUCCCAGUGGCCUUCGUUCAACAACGAAACAACAGUAGGAAAUAUGGACUACUGCGGCACCAGUCCCUUUGGAGACUGCCUAACGCAAAAUCAUGGGUUCUAUUCUCCAGACUUGUCCAAGACUUACUCGUCCGGCUCAUCUUACCAGUCGGUCGACGAGCUAGGGUCCAUCCCAGCCACAAUUGUCGAAACCGCGAUUGACACAUUCAAUCUCUUCACGCAUUACUUCGACCCUUCUCCCCCAAAUGUAACUCACAUCCAUGAUUUCCCUGUCACUGUCCUCUCCAACUACUCCUCCAAUCGGACGACAUGGUUUGGCCCGGCAGGGCUCGUCGGUUUGGGUCCUUCAAGUACCCUCUUGCGCCACCUGUCCGAUGCACAGCUGAUUGCCACCCGGUCUUUUGGUUUGUACAUGGGGACAGGAUAUGAAGCAGCCAAUGGCGUAAUCAACGGCUCUUUAACGCUUGGCGGGUACGACUCGGGUCGGUUGGAGGGAGAUGUGUACAAUUUCACAAUUGGGCCCGCAUCUGCUGAAGCAGGCCAUAGCCCUUUCAAGGUCUCCGUCGCCCAAAUGACUCUCACUGAUGCAGAUGGCAAGAAGACGAAUCUGCUCGAUGCCAGUUUCGACGCAUACAUUACUACGGGUCAGUAUCAGCUCAGCUGGCCUGGAAGUGUGACACAGAAAUUUGCCGAUGCAACCGGCGCCACGCCCGCCGAUGGUGCCAACCCCGUUCUGCGGCUUCCAGACAACACUGAUUCAACACUUACAAUCUCAUUGGAAGGUGGCUUCAACAUGACUUACGACUCAGACUGGCUGCGCAACGUGUCCAACAAUUCUCCAAUCUCAGCAGGGCAUACUACGGCUUCCAGCAAUAACGGAAGCGAUAGUGCAGGAGUCGGUCUGCUAGGCUCCGCAUUCCUUUCGAAUAUUUAUCUCGUCGCAAACUAUGAUUCAAAACCGCCAGCAUUUCACCUCGCCUCGGCUCGUCAAUACGGACCAUAUGUAAUGACGGAGACACUUUGCACCGAUACAACCCCAGUUCCCGCCAAAUCCACCAAGAUAUCGUCCUUCGCCCGGGCCGGCCUGGUUGGUGCGGUUGUGAGUGGCGUGGUCGGCGGCAUCGGCCUCACGUUCGUGUGCUACUGGCUGCUGAUCAGAUGGCUGCGCAGGAGGGCCUGGCGGAAACAGCAACGCUCCAACAUCAACAGUCGAGUCCCGCCAUGA
Exophiala dermatitidis NIH/UT8656 is the source of this 1392-nucleotide messenger RNA. RefSeq lists its product as uncharacterized. Bases 1 to 1392 code for a protein of 463 amino acids. The transcript has 2 exons. Lineage: Eukaryota; Fungi; Ascomycota; Eurotiomycetes; Chaetothyriales; Herpotrichiellaceae. The record is from RefSeq and is a predicted model, not a curated record.